Messenger RNA from Candidula unifasciata, 3333 nucleotides. Lineage: Eukaryota; Metazoa; Mollusca; Gastropoda; Stylommatophora; Geomitridae. The record is from the annotation of a GenBank genome assembly.
ACACGAGGGAGUCUGUACAAGCCCGGCUGGCAGUAUGAUGCUAACGCAAUGGAGUUUGCUCACUACAAGGAGAUUUAUAGACGAGGCAAGCAGAAGACUACAACAGGGACUUACAGGGAUUUUGAGCAGUCCGGGAUCUUUGAGGCGCAGACGCAAUUGGAAAAGGUCCAGAAGGCGGAGGAGGACCAAUUGUAUGUGCAAAUUCAGGAGGAAAGGAAGAAAAAGGUGAAACGUCUCGAGGAGGAACUGAGGGCCGAAAUGGAGAGGUCUGUAAGAGACAUGGUGUCCACAUUUGAGAGGUUCUCGCCUCAAAAGGGCAAGACACGGCUGCAGAAGGAGACGGAGAAGCUGGAGGAGACGUACAGGAGAAAGAAAGAGGAAAAGAUUCGGAAGAUGAUUGACCGGUUGAGCAACGAACAGAGAGCCAAGGUGGCAAGUCUCAUACAGAAGCAAAGCCAGGAGAUGUUAAUGUUGAUAGCGGAAAGACUUACGGCUUCUGAAGAUCGAGUGUCCUGUGAUUCUGAUGAACCUUCUCCAACGGCUGACCUUUCAAGGCCACCUCCGGUUGCACCACCUGAAUUCAAAAGGUCACAGCUAAUUAAGUCUGCCAAAGAGUUUGAAAAAAUGGACAACCAUGUUUUCCAGGUUGUCCAGAAAGAAUAUUCAACGUUUACGGAGCUUGUCAAAGACCUCAUUGUUUCCUGCGAGACUGACCUAGAUAAAGCAAGAGCUAUAUUUAGAUGGGUGACCUGGAUUGACCUGAAUGAGUUAGAGGUCGAAGACACCGUCCUCCCAGACAGUCCAAUGGGACUUUUAAGAGGGAUUAAGUAUGGCACAGAAACAUACCAUGAUCUGUGUCGAAGAUUGUGCAGAAAUUCGUGGACUGCCGUCAGCAUUGAUGGCUCAUGGUGCUUCAUCAACUGCAACUGGGGUGCCCGCCACGUCAAAGGAAAAGGGCGCGCGGAUGAAGGUACAUGCUCCAGAAAGAAAAGAGAAGGAAUUCGCCUAGACAGCAACACUCACACACACUACAACAACGUAGAGAUUCUAUAUGAACAUAGCACACCCGAACGCAGCUUGGGACAAAAUGGAGAAAGAAGAGAUAGUUUGGAAAAUCGAGAAAGCAGCGGUGUACCUCAGCUAAACAACGAUGAACUUUAUUGCGGAGCUUCACCCUCAGUGAACAACGGAAUGUGCAGUGCUUUUAGUGGAGGCUCUAUUGGCGGAGCUGGUGGCCACUAUGGGUAUGGUAAUUUUCAGGGCAGCAUGUUUUCUAAUGAAAACCGAAUGAGAACUGAGCAGAUGGGAAAUAGUUACAGUGAUUCCAGAUCAAAGUUACAAGGUCUUUCUGGAAAUACUGACCAGUUCCAGAGUCUGGGUUCUGGCAAUUACACUUCUCCAUACACGGUGGCCAAUGGAUAUGUAGUAAAUCCAGAUCCGUCAGGGAAUCGGACUCACGUGGUUCGAAAACUGCCAACAGAAGGGGGAAGUAACAAAGAGAAUAGAGUUGAAGAUAAUGUUGUUUCCCUUGAUGGAUACGCGGGUAGAUCUUUGUUGGACGCUUUCUACAAUAAAGAUAUAAAAUCAAAAUCGGCAGUUGCACGUCUGUCUGAUGGUGACACUGCAAGUUUUAGUAGCGGGUAUAGUAAAUCAAGCACAGAGAAUAUGUCGCCUUCCAACUCUCCUCUAGCAUCUAUGAGCUCAACUCCACGGUCUGGUGGAGCAUUUGGUAUGCAUUUCGACUCCUCCUCAUCCUCCUCAUCGCAGAAAGAGAGUGAAAGAUUUUCCCCACCGCAGUCGCUGUUUAGGACGUCUCGACAGCAGCAUGAUGCUAACGCUUCUAUGAGAUGUUCAUCUCCUCAAGCAUUUAGAAACAGUUCAGGGUCAGAUAAUUCUGCAAGAUCAUCUCCUCCACAGUCUACAUUCAGAACAACGACUUAUUCUCACAUCAGCUCAUCAAAGACAUCUCCACCUAGUUCCAUAUUCAGAUUUGCCAAUGUGGCUUCAACAUCUGGCAGUUCUUCUCACAUGGCAAGUGGGGUAACUCCAAGUCUUCACCAGGAUGAAUAUUUGAAGCACUCGGAUAGAUUGUCUCCACCUCGUUCAGAUACUGAAAGAUGGAGAAACAGUGACAGUUCCGGUGAUCGCUCAGAACGUCGGGACUCAAUCAGCACAGUUGGUGAAAGCCUAAUCGGUGAAGACCCAGGUACUGAUCUGUCCAAGCAGCCACUCUACUACCAGUGCGAUGAAUUCUACUUCAUCACCGACCCCGAGGACCAUAUCUAUCAACACUACCCAGACGACCCAGCUUGGCAGCUACUUGAAGUCCCUAUAACAAUGUCUGAAUUCUUGGACCUUCCCAUUCACAGUGAACGAGGAGAGGUUACUCUGCAGUUAAAAAUCCCUCGUUUGUUGACUUUUGGUUACACAUUGGUGCCUAGAGAUAAAAGAAUGGUCAGUCAGAAUUCUUUGGAAGGUCGUGUCUUAUUGAGAAUUAUUGGUCAUAAGGCCAUGUUUACAAUUGCUCCUCCGAAACGAGGCAGAUACUACUUCACCGCCUACGUCAAAGAUGAAAGUGGUUCAGAUCUUUUACAGAGUGCAUGUGCUUUUCUAAUCACAUGCAGAGAAGGACGUGAAUCUAUUAAAUCGCCAUAUCCUAAAGUUUCCUUCUUCGGACCGACUAUGGCGAUGGCCAGUUGUGGACUUUUGCCUCAAACACAUAUCGACCCACUUGUGUCAUACAACCACGACGACAUUAACUUUCAAUUUGCUGCCAGUCGGACAGUCCGAUUAUCAUAUUCACUGACAUUUCACUGUCAGCGUGCAGAUGCUGUGGAUGCCGAUCUGCAACGCUAUGCCUUUCUUCGACACCGAGAUGACACAUCCAUGGCACUUCAGGUCCGCUGUCCUCACAUUGGCAAAUACGUCUUCUCUAUCUACGGAGCAAAGUCAGCUAACCCAGAUGAGCCAGACGGACAGUACGAAUGUCUUUUCCGUUAUCUAAUAGACUGUAAGCAAAGUGCGACUAAUAAAAGCCCACUUCCCAGAGCUUGCCACCGAUGGUGCCACAGCCAACUUCUUGAACCCGUCCAAGGCGACCUCAGUACUAACACUAGAGUGACCUUUCGUGUGAGAGCACAGCUUGUUUGUGAUAUGGCCCUGCUAAUGGGAGAUGCAUGGUACCACUUCAGAAACCACGGAGACCAUAUUUGGGAAGCUUGUCUGACAACAAGUUCGACUCCAUGUGUCGCAAAACUUUACGCUAGACUAAACCGAGAAACUGCCAGAUUUUCUCCAUUUUUAGAAUUUCAAAUUAUUAGUAAAAAUUCAUAG